Messenger RNA from Drosophila elegans, 2278 nucleotides. RefSeq lists its product as uncharacterized. The transcript has 8 exons. The record is from RefSeq and is a predicted model, not a curated record. The coding region runs from base 196 to 1359 and encodes 387 amino acids. Lineage: Eukaryota; Metazoa; Arthropoda; Insecta; Diptera; Drosophilidae.
AGUUCUGCCUUCAAGCGCUCCAGAACAAAUCAGCUGGCGUGCCGAACAUAUACAUAUAUAUAUUUUUUGUUUUGUUUACAACCUACGUUUUGUUAUCAUAUCAAGUGCAAGCAAGCUUUUUAAAGAUAAGAAACGAGUUGAGAUCUCAGAACUUCGAAUACCGAAUUUCAAACUUCCUUUUCGAUACUGAAAACCAUGUCCUCCGGAAAGAUCCUGCCACGUCGCCAGGCGGUGCCAGUACUCUAUACCAGGGGCACCCACUAUGAGGUCGGAUUCGAUAUGGGCCGCACAUUCGGGUCGAUGAUCAAGAACUUUCUGAUCUUGUCGAAGCCUCUCAACGAGACCUACUUGCCGCUCUACCAGUCCCCAAAAGGCAGGCAAAUAUAUAACGAGACCCUUGGAUCGGUGAAGGACAGCUUCCCGCAGUAUAUUCGCGAAUUGGAGGGCGUGGCCGAUGGUGCGGAGGUGGAAUUCCAUAAGCUAUUUUUACUGCAUCUGGACGAGAUUCUGCCGCAGGCAUUGAAGCACCAACCACGCAGCAAGAACCAACCCACUGGAUGCUCCACUAUUAUUGUCAACCAAAAGAAUUGCCGCCUGCUGGGCCACACGGAGGAUGCCCUGACGGAGACCCUCAACCAUUACUACUUCGUGGUGGCCCACAUCAUCAGCGACAAGCCGCAGGGCAAGUACAACGUGAAGGAGGAGCACUUCAUGUCCCUGUGCUACGCAGGCCACCUGCCCGGCUACACCAUGAGUCAGAACCACCACGGACUGGUCUUCAGCAUCAAUACGAUCAGUGCGGAGCUUUUGCGCAGCGGCAAGACCCCUCGUCACUUCAUCACCAGAGCCCUGUUGGCCACCAGCAAUGUGGACGAUGCUUUUAGGGUGCUCAAGGACGCGGGAGUGGGAGCGGCGGAUGCCUGUUCCGUGAACUUCACCUUCCUUGCCGAUCCGCGACACAUGUGCUACAAUGUGGAGGUGGCUCCCUCGCCGGAGCGAAAGAACGAGUCCCAUUUGAGCAUCAAGGAGAUUCCCUUGGGGGAGCAUAAUUACCAUGUCAAUCAAUUCGAUCGCAUCCGGCAGGACCAGGCCAACGAACUGAUGAUCGACUCGAGCAUCUCGCGGAUGCGGACCUUCGGAACGUACAAGCCGCCGAUGAGCGAGCAGGAUGUGCGCCACAUGCUCGGCGACGUUUCCGGCGGAGAGUACUGCGUGUGGCGGGAAAACAGAAGGUGCGACGAGGUGGUCAAGACCAUUGCCGUGGGCAUCUUCGAUCUCAGCGGCAGGACGGUCUCCCUCUACUCGGACAAUCCCAGCGAGACGGAGCCCCACUGCCGCCUGCCGCUCCUCUUCAAGUAGACUCUGCUGCUGCUUAACCACUCUUAAAAGUUAUUAUUAUAUUUCACAUUUUCAACAUAUUUCCAACACUUUCCAAAUCGUUUUUUUUUUGCAAAUCUCUUAUGGGAUUUUGACACUGCAUUGUUGACCUCAUUUCCUUGCUCAUUUAUGUUUUUAACUAUACGAUUUUACGUAAGUGCGAGCAAGACAAACGUAUUACGAUUCCGAUGAGCAAUGAAUGAAGGAAAUUGACAGAAGCCGAUACCUGAUAGUAAAAUACUAGACGGGAUUGGGUAAUAAAAAUAACAUUCGAUAAAAUACCACCGGGGCCGAUACAUCAAUGAGCAAAAUUGUAUUUAAAAGUACAAUUUUGGUCAUUCAUACGGGUAUGACAGUACAUUGUUCGCCUCAUUCAUUGACGGAUUCAUUGAAGCUCAGAGACAGAGACAACUAAUGCAUACUGCUUUAGAUUCUUUUGGCAAUAAGUUCACGGUCACACGUUAUAUUCAAUCUUUUUUGUUACAUUUUUAAGGAUUUCAAUUGUUUCCUUUAACUGGUAACAAAUAUUUCAUAUACAUUUAAGCCUAGCUUUUUUCUUCCGUUUUGUCGUCAACUCCAAUCAAUGAGCAAAAUUGUGCUUUUUAAAUACAAUUUUGCUCAUUGAUGUAUCGGUCCCGGUGGUAUUUCAUCGAAUGGUAUUUUUAUACCAAAAUCCGGUAUAUAUUUUCUACUAUCGGGUAUCGGUUCUGACAAUUUUCAUCAUCGAGUAAUGUUGGUCACCGACUUCGAAAACACCAUUUUGAGCUUGUACUUUCAAGCUCUUUAAAACGCCUUUUAAAAUUUACGUGUAACUUCCAAAAUAUUCCCCUGAACGAUUUAACAUUUUUUGUGUGUAUUCUUCAAUGUACAUAAACUUCGAAAAUAAAAUAAUAAAAAAUAA